This is a messenger RNA of Adineta ricciae, 741 nucleotides long. The record is from the annotation of a GenBank genome assembly. NCBI's taxonomy places the organism in Eukaryota, Metazoa, Rotifera, Eurotatoria, Adinetida, Adinetidae.
AUGUUUCUAAGACUCUUCUCUACGAGAAAGAAAAUAAACUUGAUUCAUCAUAAAAGUGAUUUUAAUAUUGAAGCAAGCUGGCCAUCCUCUGCUAGUGGACAUGGAAAAGGACCUUCUCUUGGUAUAGGAGCUACAGCCAAAUCAAGUGCCAGUCGAUCAACACUCUCGUCAGGCACAAUUCUUUCAUCGACCGAAGACUUCUUUAAUUUUACGAAGAGAAUAAAUGAAGAAGCUGCUGCAUUAAGAAUCUCAAAUGAACCAUCGAGAAUGUAUAUCAAGCGUUACUUUCUUCUGAAAACAUUUCUUCUAGGACGAAUCAAAGAUAUUCGGCAAGUUUAUCAAUUCGAUCCUAAAGAUGAAUUUAAUAUUUUCUGUCGGAAAACAUCAAGCUCUUUCGCUGACGAUGAGUUCACUCUUCGAACUAAUACUACUGAUGAACAAAUCAAAAGAAUAGAAGAUAUUUCGAUUGAUCAUAUCGUGAUUGUUAACGAGGAUGACAAGCACUUUCUUGCUAAAGUGAUCGAUGUGAGAGAACCUAUGGAGGAAGUAAUUCUCGAACGUUAUGAACAUUGUCUCUCUUUAUCAUCAUAUAUAAGGUGUUCCAGCAAAGCCAAGACAAAGGCAACUAUCCCGUACAAAAAUAUUAUUGCACACUUUAUUUGUUCAUCAGUAUUUGGUAGACGAAAUCAACUAUCACUGUCGAAAGAACAAUUUCAAGAUAUUCAGAAACCUUAUGCGUAA